CGGUAUACCUCUAUGUGUUGUAUAAAACCCGAAACAAGUCAAGUCAACUGUAUUAGCUCGGGUUUCUCACAAUUAUUUUUAUCUCCUUUUUGAGUUCCUUCUUUGUAAUUUCUAGAGACUUCUCUCCCUUGGUUGCGUCUUCUCCGAUGGCGUCUGAUCUUGAGAAGAAAGCGAAGGAGGCCUUCAUCGACGACCACUUCGAGCUUGCCGUCGAAAUCUACUCACAGGCCAUCGAUAUCAACCCUAAUAGCGCCGAGCUCUUCGCCGACCGUGCUCAGGCCAAUAUCAAACUCAACAAUUUUACUGAGGCUGUUGCUGAUGCUAACAGAGCUAUAGAAUUGGACCCUUCCAUGGCCAAAGCUUACUUGAGGAAAGGCAAUGCAUGCAUGAAGCUUGAGGAGUAUCAGACCGCUAAAGCUGCAUUGGAAGCAGGUGCUACUUUGUCUCCUGAAGAUUCAAGAUUCACUAAUCUGAUCAAAGAGUGUGAUAAACGAAUUGCUGAGGAAAUAGGUACUCUACCAAACCAGUUACUGGAGAAAGCCACGAAACAUGUCGUAUCUCCAAAAGAUGUUCAGACAGCAGAUGACUUUCCCAAUCACUCGGUGGUAGCACCUGCUAAGCCAAAAUACAGGCAUGAAUUCUACCAGAAAGCAGAGGAAGUGGUUGUGACCAUAUUUGCAAAGAAAGUACCUGCCAAUUGUGUUACUAUUGACUAUGGGGAGCAAAUAUUAAGUGUUAGCAUUGAGAUCCCUGGUGAAGAUGCUUACCAUUUUCAACCCCGUUUAUUUGGAAAGAUAAUUCCUGACAAGUGCAAGUUUGAAGUAUUGUCUACCAAAAUUGAAAUCCGCCUUGCAAAAGCUGAGCCCAUACACUGGUCAUCACUUGAAUUCACCAAGGAAAGCACAGUUGCGCGAAAAGUAAAUGUAUCAUCAGUUGAUGUAUCUCAAAGGCCUACAUACCCAUCCUCAAAGCCAAAGCAAACAGAUUGGGAUAAACUUGAGGCUGAAGUGAAGAAGGAGGAAAAGGAAGAAAAACUAGAUGGUGAUGCUGCCUUGAACAAAUUUUUCCGUGACAUAUAUCAAGAUGCUGACGAGGACACUAGAAAAGCAAUGAGAAAAUCUUUUGUGGAGUCCAAUGGGACGGUGCUGUCAACUAAUUGGAAAGAAGUUGGGGCGAAGAAGGUAGAGGGAAGCCCUCCUGAUGGAAUGGAGAUGCGGAAAUGGGAGUACUAAGCUCGCUAAUCAAUCUGUGGAUGUAUUUCUUCCUAAUGAGAUUUUGCUUCAUGGACAUUUUGUAAUUUAUCUUCUGGCUUGUGGUGUCGUUUCAUGUUGGGUAUAUCCUCGAGUACUGAAAUCGCGGGUUAAUGUUAAUGUUAGUUAGCAAGUACAUUUUCAGUCUUUAUUUUGUUGCGAUGAUGUGUAUACUUCGGCAGGUUUGGAACAACUCCCUUCAUGUGACUUCUAUUUAACCUUUUUUUUCUUGGAUUUGAAUGUAAUGUCAUUAUUGAAUUUAAUGUUUUGCUAUUUGUUUCAAGUGAUAA
Tripterygium wilfordii is the source of this 1540-nucleotide messenger RNA. RefSeq names its product protein SGT1 homolog B-like. The record is from RefSeq and is a predicted model, not a curated record. The transcript is spliced from 10 exons. NCBI's taxonomy places the organism in Eukaryota, Viridiplantae, Streptophyta, Magnoliopsida, Celastrales, Celastraceae. Gene Ontology annotation, cellular component: cytoplasm; nucleus. Gene Ontology annotation, biological process: defense response to fungus; protein stabilization. The coding region runs from base 147 to 1232 and encodes 361 amino acids. Gene Ontology annotation, molecular function: protein-folding chaperone binding.